Messenger RNA from Penicillium digitatum Pd1, 1680 nucleotides. Its product is annotated as putative isoamyl alcohol oxidase. Gene Ontology annotation, molecular function: FAD binding; oxidoreductase activity. The record is from RefSeq and is a predicted model, not a curated record. Lineage: Eukaryota; Fungi; Ascomycota; Eurotiomycetes; Eurotiales; Aspergillaceae.
AUGAAGUGGACAUUGGCUUCCCUCGUGACUCUUGCUGCGCCGGCCCUUGCAUUGGACUGUCACUGUUUGCCCAGUGAUAGCUGUUGGCCUGCGCCGUCGGUUUGGGCCUCCCUGAACGGCACAGUUGGUGGUCGUCUUGUUGCGACCAUACCAAUUGGGAGCCCCUGUCAUGAACCCAACUACGAUGCUGUCGCCUGCGCGGUGCUCAAGAAGAGCUGGACCACCCCCGAGCCCCAUUUGGACUCCUCUUCGUCGGUCAUGCAGACGUACUUUGCCAACCAAACUUGUGACCCAUUUACCGCCAAGUCCCAGCCAUGCCGCCUCGGUAAUUACGUGAACUACGCCGUGAAUGUCUCUUCCAGCGAUCAGGUUAUUGCGGCGGUGAACUUUGCCCGUGAGCACAAUAUCCGCUUCGUUAUCCGGAAUACCGGCCAUGAUUAUCUCGGCCGUUCAACCGGUGCUGGUGCCCUCUCCGUGUGGACUCACCACUUGAGUGAUAUCGAGUACACGGACUGGUCUGGCCCGACCUACCAGGGUCCUGCAUUCAAGAUCGGUGCCGGGGUGGUUGGUUACCAGAUCCUCGAGGCCGCAUCUGCCAAGGGCCUCGUCGUUGUCACGGGGGAGUGCCCUACGGUCGGUCUCGCAGGUGGGUACACCCAAGGCGGCGGCCACUCCGCUCUCAGCACCAACUUCGGUCUUGGGGCCGAUAACACCUUGGAGUUCGAGGUUGUUACCGCUGCUGGAAAUUUGGUCACAGCCUCGCGCUCCGAGAAUGCCGAUCUCUUCUGGGCACUGAGCGGUGGUGGUGCCGGCAACUACGGUGUUGUGAUGUCAGUGGUGGUCCAGGCACACAAAGACGCGCCCAUUGCCGGUGCUUCUCUAGAGUUCACUGCGGCCAACAUCACCACCGAUACCUUCUACGAGGCCGUUUCGAAGUUCCACUCGCUUUUGCCCGCCAUGGUCGACCGGGGUGUCACUGUCAUCUACCAGAUGACCUCGAGCAUCUUCCUCAUCAACCCCAUCACAGCCUACAAUCAGACCGCUGAUGAUGUUCAAGCGAUCCUCGCACCCUUCACCUCGGAACUUACCAAACUUCACAUUCAGUACCAAGCUAGCUUCAGCCAGCACGCCACGUACUAUGAUCACUACAACAAGUACAUGGGCCCUCUUCCCUGGGGCAACCUCGCCGUGAGCUCCUACCAGUACGGCGGUCGUCUGAUCCCCCGCCAGAUCCUGGAGCAGAACCCCAGCGGCAUGGCUUCGGCAUUGCGCAACCUCACUCAGGCGGGUGUAGUCGCUGUUGGAGUCGGAAUGAACGUCUCAGCCCCGGGCAAUGUCUCGAACGCUGUAUUCCCAGCCCUGCGCAACGCAGCAGUGACGAUGCAAAUCGGCACCCCCUGGAAUGAGACUGCACCUUGGUCCAAGAUGCUUGCGGAGCAACACAAGAUGACGACCGAAUACGUGCCUCAGCUCGAAGCUGUCACGCCCGACAGCGGUUGUUACCAGAAUGAAGCUGAUUUCCGCCAGCCGAACUGGAAGCAGACCUUCUUCGGAAGCAACUAUCCCCGUCUGCUCGCUGUCAAGCGCAAGUGGGAUCCAUCCUCGCUUUUCUAUGCCCUCAAGGCUGUUGGCAGUGAUGUCUGGUCUGUGUCUGAGUCGGGGCGGAUGUGUCGCGCUUAA